AUGGUAAAGAUGCUGCGCAACCUCAUCCGCUACGUGGGCCUCGUCCUCGUGCUGCUGUUCUUCAUUACCAACGGCAUCGACAAGUUGGCGGCGCCGUCAGUGGGCGCGGCGUUUCUCGCGAAGAGCAACUUUCCUCGCAUGGUGGCCAAAAUGGGUAUCAAGCUCUCGCCAUCGGAAUACAUCUACGUCGUUCGCACCGCCGGUGUAAUGUCUGUGACUUUCUCGCUUUUUAUUUUGCUCGGAGUUGGGCGUAGCUUCUUCUCCUUCCUGAUGGCGAUUGGAAUGAUCCUCACCACGGUUGCGUUCUACGUCGACCUUGACUACCCGUUUGACACUGCCGAAGAGAACGUUCAUCACAUUCUUAAGAAUGCGUCCCUCGUUGGCGCGCUGCUGUUUGUGACAGGUAGUGGCCACCGAAGCCGUCGGUACAGCCAAGCCCGUGUGGCGCCGGACAGCAGUCGGGCAAAGAAGAACAAUUGA
This is a messenger RNA of Leishmania major strain Friedlin, 480 nucleotides long. RefSeq lists its product as hypothetical. The coding region runs from base 1 to 480 and encodes 159 amino acids. NCBI's taxonomy places the organism in Eukaryota, Euglenozoa, Kinetoplastea, Trypanosomatida, Trypanosomatidae. The transcript has a single exon. The record is from RefSeq and is a predicted model, not a curated record.